This is a messenger RNA of Neolamprologus brichardi, 516 nucleotides long. The record is from RefSeq and is a predicted model, not a curated record. NCBI's taxonomy places the organism in Eukaryota, Metazoa, Chordata, Actinopteri, Cichliformes, Cichlidae.
GUCGAUCUCGCCGGCAGCGAGAACAUCGGCCGUUCCGGCGCCGUGGACAAGCGAGCUCGCGAGGCGGGAAACAUCAACCAAUCGCUACUGACGCUGGGCCGAGUGAUCACCGCGCUGGUGGAGAAGAGGCCUCACGUCCCGUACAGAGAGUCCAAACUCACCAGAAUCCUUCAGGACUCGCUGGGAGGGCGGACCAAAACCUCCAUCAUCGCCACCGUGUCGCCGUCGUCCAGCAACCUGGAAGAGACGCUGAGCACCCUCGAGUACGCCAGCAGGGCCAAAAACAUCAUGAACAAGCCCGAGGUCAACCAGAAGCUCACCAAGAGGACGCUCAUUAAGGAAUACACCGAGGAGAUCGAGCGUCUGAAACGCGACCUGGCCGCCACCCGGGACAAGCACGGAGUCUACCUGUCCUCGGAGAACUACGAGAGCAUGGUGGCUCAGAUCACCGCCCACGAGGAGCAGGUUACAGAGUACAACGACAAGAUCGCCAUCGUGGAGGAGGAGCUUAAGAAG